Rangifer tarandus platyrhynchus (Svalbard reindeer) is the source of this 2865-nucleotide messenger RNA. NCBI's taxonomy places the organism in Eukaryota, Metazoa, Chordata, Mammalia, Artiodactyla, Cervidae. The record is from the annotation of a GenBank genome assembly.
AUGGAAAAGCAGGGCUGCAGUGAGACGGAAAUAGUCUCAUCAGAGUCUUACUCCUUCAUCAAGUUGUUGAAGGUCAACCGGGAGCAUCUGGUCACUCACAUCCGAAACACUCAGUGUCUGCUGGACAACCUGCUGCAGAAUGACUACUUCUCCACUGAGGAUGCAGAGAUCGUGUGUGCCUGCCCCACGCAGCCCGACAAGGUCCGCAGAAUUCUGGACCUGGUACAGAGCAAGGGCGAGGAGGUGUCCGAGUUCUUCCUCUACGUCCUCCAGCAACUCGCAGACGCUUAUGUGGAUCUCAGAUCUUGGCUGUCAGAGAUCGGCUUCUCCCCUUCCCCGCUCAUUCAGAGCAAAGCUGUUGUCAACACUGACCCAGUGAGCAGAUACACUCAGAAGCUGAGGCAGCAACUGGGCCGGGACUCCAAGUUCAUCCUGUGCUACGCGCAGAAGGAGGAGCUGUUGUUGGAGCAGAUGUACACGGACACGGUGGUGGAGCUGGUCAACUUCAGCAACGAGAGCCUGGGCAGCCUGGACAGCCUGGCCUGCCUCCUGGAUGCAUCCACGGGCGUCCUCAACGAGGAGGGUGAGACCAUUUUCGUGUCUGGCGAUGCAGGCAUGGGCAAGUCCAUGCUCCUGCAGCGGCUGCAGAGCCUCUGGGCAGCGGGCCAGCUGGACCCAGGGAUCAAGUUCUUCUUCCACUUCCGCUGCCGCACCCUCAGCUGCUUCAAGGAGAGCACGGCACUGUGUCUGCAGGACCUGCUCUUCAAGCAUUACUGCUACCCAGAGCAGGACCCUGGGGAGGUUUUCGCCUUCCUGCUGCGCUUUCCCCACACGGCGCUCUUCACCUUCGACGGCCUGGACGAGCUGCACUCAGACUUCGACCUGAGCAGCGAGCCCGACACCUCCUCCCCUUGGGAGCCCGCCCACCCGCUGGCCCUGCUGGCCAGUCUGCUCAGUGGGAAGCUGCUCAAAGGGGCGCGCAAGCUGCUCACGGCGCGCACGGGCGUCGAGGUCCCGCGACAUCUCCUCUGGAAGAAGGUGCUCCUGCGCGGCUUCUCCCCCAGCCACCUGCGCGCCUACACCGGGAGGAUGUUCCCCGAGCGCGCCACGCGCCAGCGCCUGCUGGAUCAACUGGAGGCCAACCCCAACCUCUGCAGCCUGUGCGCGGUGCCCCUCUUCUGCUGGAUCAUCUUCCGGUGCUUCCAGCACUUCCACGACGCCUUUGAGAGCUCCCCGCAGCUGCCUGAUCUCACGGUGACGCUGACUGACGUCUUCCUGUUGGUCACCGAGGUCCACCUGAACAGGACGCAGCCCACCAGCCUGGUGCAGCAGAACACGCGGAGCCAGACGGAGACCUUCUGCGCCGGCCGGGACACCCUGUGCUCGCUGGGCCGGGUGGCUCACAGGGGCAUGGAGAAGAGCCUCUUCGUCUUCAACCAGGAUGAGGUGCAGGCGUCCGAGGUGCGGGAGGGGGACCUGCAACUGGGCUUCCUUCGGGCCGUGCCGGAGCUGGACCUCGGAGGGGAACAGGAGUCCUAUGAGUUCUUCCACCUAACUCUCCAGGCCUUCUUCGCUGCCCUCUUUCUAGUGGUGGACGACAAGGUGGGCACUCGGGAGCUGCUAAGGUUCUUCCAGGAGUGGACUCCUCCCGGGGAGGCUGUGGCCACAUCGACCUGCUAUCCUCCUUUUCUCCCCAUCCAGUGCCUGGGGGGCCACGGCCUGCAUGGGGAAGACCCCUUCAAGAACAAGGAUCACUUUCAUUUCACCAACCUCUUCCUGUGCGGGCUGUUGUCCAAAGGCAAACAGAAACUCCUGCGGCAUCUGGUGCCCGCCGCUGCUCUGCGGCGAAAACGCAAGGCCCUGUGGACUCACCUGUUUGCCAGCCUGCGCUCCCACCUGAAGAACCUGCCCCGGGUUCAGUCUGGGGGCUUCAACCAGGUGCAGGCCCUGCCUACCUUCAUCUGGAUGUUGCGCUGCAUCUAUGAGACGCAGAGUGAGAAGGUGGGGCAGCUGGCGGCCAGGGGCAUCUGCGCCAACUACCUCAAACUGACCUUCUGCAAUGCCUGCCCGGCUGACUGCAGUGCCCUCUCCUUCGUCCUGCACCACUUUCGCAAGCGGCUGGCGCUCGACCUGGACAACAACAACCUCAACGACUUCGGUGUGCGGGAACUGCAGCCAUGCUUCAGUCGCCUCACUGUCAUCAGACUCAGUGUGAACCAGAUCACUGACAGUGGGGUGAAGGUGCUAUAUGAAGAACUGACCAAAUACAAAAUUCUGACAUUUUUAGGCUUGUACAACAACCAAAUCACUGAUGUCGGAGCCAGGUACAUCGCCAGAAUCCUGGAUGAGUGCAAAGGCCUCACACACCUGAAAUUGGGAAAAAACAAAAUAACAAGCGAAGGAGGAAAGUGUCUCGCUCUGGCUGUGAAGAACAGCAAAUCCAUCUUUGAAGUUGGGAUGUGGGGCAAUCAAAUCGGUGAUGAAGGAGCAAAGGCCUUCGCAGAGGCUCUGAGGAAUCACCCCAGCUUGACCAACCUGAGUCUUGCAUUCAAUGGCAUCUCUACAGAAGGAGGAAAGAGCCUCGCAUUGGCCCUGCAGCAGAAUACAUCUCUGAGAAUAUUCUGGCUUACCAAAAAUGAACUUGAUGAUGAAGUGGCAGAGAGCUUUGCAGAGAUGUUGAAAGUCAACCAGACAUUGAAACAUUUAUGGCUUAUCCAGAACCAGAUCACAGCCAAGGGGAUUGCCCAGUUGGCAGAGGCAUUACAGAAGAACACUGGCAUAAUGGAGAUUUGCUUAAAUGGAAACUUGAUAAAACCAGAGGAGGCCAAGGUCUUUGAAGAUGAGAAGCGGAUUGUCUGUUUUUGA